AUGAGAGAAGAACUUGCGCCGCUCUCCCACUGGACCUGGGCGGCCAGCUAUGGCCCGCCCAGGCCCCUCUUGAAGACACGGGUAUCCAUACCAAACCGACUCUUUGUCUUUGGUAAGAGAAGAACAUCCUCCUCCAACGCAUCAGAGCCCUCGCCGCUCACGCCGAACUCGCCCCUAUCGCCUCUCUCUCGUGCGCCACAAGCCAUGCUGGAGCAACAACAGCAGCCCGAGGCACACUGCGAACCGGCCGAGCAGCUGGAUCCCAUCGAUCCGCAUCUCGACGCCGUAUUCGACGCCCGCGACUACGUCUCCGAGUUUGUCCGCGAGGGCUGGGAGUCACACUGGGACAGCAUCCGCAUCACCUGCGACAUCCCCAUCCACGAACUGCGCGGCUUCGGCAACCUCGAUGCGGCCCCGGGUACCGCCGCCUGCAAGCGCCUCGUCCAAGUCCCGGUCAUCAACGAUGAGAUCGGCCACGCUCUGUGGUGCCAUCUGGUCGAGCAACAGCGCGGCUCGGGUUCUCUCGAGCAGGACAGGCAGCUCCAGCAAGACCUCGCAGACUCGCAGGCCGAGGAGUUCAUGAAGAAUCACGAGCUCUGGUUGCGGCACGGCUGGGACGAGCCCCGUGCUGCAGAAGAAGAGGCAGGAAAGGGCCGACGGCGGUCUUUCUGGAGCCCCAGGAGUGGAUGCUGCGACAGCUGUAACCACUGCUGCCAGUCGCAGCCGAGGAGGCCCAGCAGAUCUAUCCGCCGUCUCUCUACCGACACCGAGAAUGGAGAACGAUCGUCAAUGCCGACUCGUAUCGCAAACCUUCUCUACCUGUGGAGGGAAAACGCCCAUCCUGACGGGGACGACGAUCGGACAAGCUCCAGCGGGAAGACCCGGCGGAAAAGCCAUGACAGCAAUGCUACUGCCCGACCAAUACGAACGGAACGCUCGUGGUCGCACUUUUUCCGGCGCCUCAGUGCAUCUUCGAAUGGCGGCAGCGAAGCGGGAGGAGAGAAAGGGACAAGGCCGGGGUUUGAUGCAAAAGCCAGGCGCCAUUCUCAUGUGUAG
Messenger RNA from Thyridium curvatum, 1056 nucleotides. RefSeq lists its product as uncharacterized. The transcript has a single exon. The record is from RefSeq and is a predicted model, not a curated record. Lineage: Eukaryota; Fungi; Ascomycota; Sordariomycetes; Thyridiales; Thyridiaceae. The coding region runs from base 1 to 1056 and encodes 351 amino acids.